Anopheles maculipalpis is the source of this 990-nucleotide messenger RNA. It is a transcript of the gene SPARC, whose product is annotated as SPARC. The record is from RefSeq and is a predicted model, not a curated record. Gene Ontology annotation, molecular function: collagen binding; protein binding; calcium ion binding. The transcript has a single exon. The coding region runs from base 1 to 990 and encodes 329 amino acids. NCBI's taxonomy places the organism in Eukaryota, Metazoa, Arthropoda, Insecta, Diptera, Culicidae. Gene Ontology annotation, biological process: anatomical structure development.
AUGACGAAGAUUCAGUUGGUGCGGUUGGGCGUUGCACUGAUAGUUGUGUUAGCUUGUCUGCUGGCCCCACCGGUACACGCGGAUGAACUUUUGGACGAGCUGUUAAACGAAUUUGACGAUGAGGACGAGGCGCUGCUGCGACACAUCGAGGCCAAACAUGUGAGCAACGACUAUGAGCAGGAGGAUCAGAUGGCACGCGAACUGGCAGCCCGUAUUGCGGCCGAACACUACGGCCACCAGGGACAGGAAGAGGAGGAUACCUUGCUCGAUGGUCGUGCACCGCGUCUGAUCGAUCCGUGCAAGGGUGUCCGGUGUGGUGCCGGUCGCGUCUGCAAGGCGAACAUUGCGGAGCAGCGUGGUGAGUGCGUGUGCAUCCCGGAAUGUCCGAGCGAGACAGAUCCCCGGCGCAAGGUGUGCACCAACCGAAACGAAACUUGGGACUCGGCGUGUGAGGUGCAUCGUCAGCGUUGCCUGUGCAAUACACGUGAUCAGGCCUGCCGACACGAGGAGCUACGCCACGUGCACAUCGAUUACUAUGGCACUUGUCGCGAAAUGCCUGAAUGCAGUGAGAACGAUCUUGCCGACUUCCCGCGCCGUAUGCGUGACUGGCUGUUCAACGUAAUGCACGACCUGGCAGUGCGCAACGAGCUGCCGGAAGCGUACAUGGAGCUGGAACACGAGGCCGAAACGAACAUGACGAAGCGCUGGACGAACGCCGCCAUCUGGAAGUGGUGCGAGCUGGAUGGACAUCCGCACGACAACACCGUCUCCCGACAUGAGCUGUUUCCGAUCCGGGCACCGCUAUUCGCGCUGGAGCAUUGUAUCGCACCGUUCCUCGAAAGUUGCGACCCAAACCGGGACCAUCGCAUCUCGCUCCAAGAGUGGGGCAAAUGUUUGGAGCUGGAGGAGGACGAUCUGACGGCACGCUGUGCGGAGAUUUCGAAGGAGGACGAGCUUAACACGUCCGAGCCGCAUGAUGCGUUCGUCUAA